CAGAUAUUGAGAAAGUUUGACAGUCAGAAAAUGGGAGGUUAUGAUAUUAAUAUUGUUAAUUAAUUAAAUAUGUGAAGUGUUUACGAUAUCAAAUUUUGAUCAAAUUUAUAAGAUGUCAACUGUGGAAGUGGAACCGGGGGCGGCACCCGAAAGUGUUUUGGUUACAACUGAUUCUUGUGAAAAUUUCGAACAAAUGAGUUCAAGUUUGGAGGAGAUUAAAAAUUUAAAUGAAAUUUCACAAUAUCGAGAAGAGUCUAAUUUGGACACAACCAAUAAUGAAAAUUUUGAGGACACUAACAAUUUCAUUGAGGGUGGUAGUGAUGAAGAUGAUUUCAUGCACAACCAUGAGUGGUCAUCAAAGAAAAAACAAGUAUUUGUCCUUAGUUUAGCAGGAAAACCUAUAUAUUCGAGAUAUGGCAAUGAGGAUAAAUUAGCCUGGUUAUUUGGUGUAAUGCAAACUUUAGUCAGUUUUGUACAAUCCUCGAAUGAUGACUGCAUAAGAAGUAUUCAUGCAGGUGAUACCAACUUUGUAUUUUUAGUAAAGAAACCAUUAAUUUUGGUCACUGUAUCCAAAACCUUAGAAAGUACAAAUCAACUGAUUUCACAGUUAAAUUAUGUAUUUAAUCAAAUCACAAGUACUUUAACACUAACGAGGUUGCUAAAAAUUUAUGAACAAAGACAAAAUUAUGAUUUGAGAAGGCAACUUUCAGGGGCUGAGAGGUUUAUAGAUCAUCUCUUAAAUUUUACUGAAAGGGAACCGUCAUUCAUAUUGGGAGCAGUGCAAUGUCUUCCCUUAGCUGCAUCUGUAAGAGACACAAUAAGUUCUGCAAUAACUGGAGCUUGCAGCAAAAUUAAGAAUUUAGUAUUUGCAAUUCUUCUUGCAAAUAACAAAUUAAUAACUCUAGUUAGGAUGAAGAAAUAUUGCCUUCAUCCAGCUGAUUUGCACUUAAUUUUCAAUUUGGUACAAGCAUCUGAAAGUCUGAAGAAUUCUGAAAACUGGACUCCUCUUUGUCUGCCCAGAUUUGAUUCAAGUGGAUUCUUGUACUGUCAUGUUUCAUAUCUAUCUGAAGACUGUCAAGCCUGUUUAUUAUUACUAACUGUGGAAAGAGAUGUCUUUUAUACAUUAAGUCAAGCUAAACAAGCCAUUGUUGAAAAAUUAAGAAGAACUAGUUGUCUAGAAGCUAUCAAUAGUUCUUUGUCUUCAAAAGAAGAAACAUGUUUAACUGCAGGAUUCCCAGAACUCAGACAUUAUUUAUAUAAAUGUAAAUCUACAGCCCAAUUUUAUCAACCUAGUUUAAGUGCACCAUAUACAUUGGAAAAGGAGAGACUUCUAGAAUUAUAUAAAAGAGCACAUCAGCAUUUGCAUUGCAGUUCAAGACCUUUAAAGCUUGUAUUUGAGAAAAGUUCAAAUGAAGCUAUCCUGGCUUGGGAUACAAAAGGAUUUGAACUGUAUGUAAUAUUUGAGCCACUCAUCGAUACUACAAAUGCUAUUAAUUUAGUUGGUAAAUUAUUAAAUUGGAUAAAGAAGAGAGAAGAAAAACUAUUCCAUCUUAAUGCCCCAACAUUUUAAAAAUCUGUUUUAUACAUUAAUUGUUUGUAAAUAGUGAUCUAAAUUAUUAAUUUCUGUUAAUUUUAGUAUAUAUUAUAUAAGCUGUGAUAUUCACAAUCCUGAAUUGUUGUUGUAACAAUAUAUAAACGUCAAGUACAA
This is a messenger RNA of Aethina tumida (small hive beetle), 1708 nucleotides long. RefSeq names its product vacuolar fusion protein MON1 homolog A (gene Mon1). Lineage: Eukaryota; Metazoa; Arthropoda; Insecta; Coleoptera; Nitidulidae. The coding region runs from base 113 to 1570 and encodes 485 amino acids. Gene Ontology annotation, biological process: protein targeting to vacuole; endosome to lysosome transport via multivesicular body sorting pathway. The record is from RefSeq and is a predicted model, not a curated record. The transcript has 4 exons.